Elaeis guineensis (African oil palm) is the source of this 1887-nucleotide messenger RNA. RefSeq names its product carboxyl-terminal-processing peptidase 2, chloroplastic. The record is from RefSeq and is a predicted model, not a curated record. NCBI's taxonomy places the organism in Eukaryota, Viridiplantae, Streptophyta, Magnoliopsida, Arecales, Arecaceae. Gene Ontology annotation, molecular function: endopeptidase activity; serine-type peptidase activity; protein binding. Gene Ontology annotation, biological process: proteolysis.
UAAGGCCUCACCUCUCCGCCCCACAACGUUCGGCCGCUGUUACCAGAGAGGAAGAGAGAACGAUAAGCGGAGAGUCGGUCGGGCAAAAGCGAACCUCCGACUCCCCCAGCAAUGGAGGCCGUCGCCUUCUCCUUCGCCUCUUGCCCUAUCCCUCUCGUCUUCUCCAGCACUAAGAUCAACAACUCCCAAACCAACCGUCGAUUCUUUCCCACUCGAAGGCCUAUCCACAAUCCUCAUUUCACAUGGAAAUUUCAGGUGUCAAAUAUCAUCCAAGGGUAUUCUGUUAGUCCUUUAUGGUGUGCAAUGUUCAACAUCAGUGGAAGAACAAAAUGUCUCAAAGCAGUUAAGGGUGCUGAAGGAACUUGUGCAUGUUGUGGUAUCAACAUUCACAAAAUAAUAAGUUGGCAGGAGAAAUUCAAGCACAAUAUUUCUGUUAUUUUUGUUCGCUUGGUAACAGGCAUGAUGCUUGUUAUAUCGGUUUCUCUAAUCGUUUGUAAGACUCCAUCAGGGGCACUCACAGAAGAAAAUCGCCUUUUUUUGGAGGCAUGGAGAACAGUUGAUCGUGCAUAUUAUGACAAAACUUUCAAUGGGCAAAGUUGGUUUCGUUAUCGAGAAAAUGCACUUCGAAACGAACCAAUGAAUACACGGGAGGAAACAUAUAUGGCAAUUAGGAAAAUGCUUUCAACAUUGGAUGACCCUUUCACUCGAUUCCUAGAACCUGAGAAAUUCAAGAGUUUGCGGUCUGGCACUCAAGGUGCCCUCACAGGUGUAGGGUUGUCAAUUGGUUAUCCUACAAUGCUCAAUGAAUCAGCUACAGGGCUCGUUGUAAUAUCAUCAUCCCCAGGAGGUCCUGCCAACAAGGCUGGCGUUGUACCUGGAGAUGUUAUAUUAGCAAUUGAUGACACAAGUACGGAAGACAUGGAUAUAUAUGAUGCAGCAGAUCGCUUACAGGGUGCUGAAGGAAGCUCAGUGAAAUUAGCUAUUCGCAGUGGAUCCGAGAUAAGGAAUCUAGUUCUUAAGCGAGAAAAAGUUACAUUGAACCCAGUGAAGUCGAGGCUAUGUGAAAUUACAAGCUCAGGAAUGGAUGGCUUCAGGAUUGGGUACAUAAAGCUAACAUCAUUCAACCAAAAUGCCUCAGGAGCAGUUAAGGAUGCCAUUGAGAUGUUAAGAAACAACAAUGUAAAAGCAUUUGUAUUGGAUCUCCGGGAUAACAGUGGUGGCCUUUUUCCAGAAGGAAUCGAGAUUGCAAAAAUCUGGCUGGAGAAAGGUGUCAUAGUCUAUAUAUGUGAUAGUCGUGGUGUACGGGAUAUAUAUGAGGCAGAUGGAAGCAAUACGGUGGCAGCAUCAGAACCUUUGGUGGUGCUGGUCAAUAGAGGAACUGCUAGUGCAAGUGAGAUAUUAGCUGGAGCACUGAAGGACAAUAAAAGGGCUCUGUUAUAUGGGGAGCCAACAUUUGGAAAGGGGAAAAUACAGUCAGUUUUUGAGCUCUCUGACGGCUCGGGCUUAGCUGUCACAGUGGCUCGGUAUGAAACGCCUGCUCACACUGAUAUCAACAAGGUUGGCAUUAUUCCGGACCACGCCCUUCCAACAUCAUUUCCAGUUGAUGAAGAUGGAUUUUGUGCUUGCUUCAAGGACCCAGCCUCUCUUUGCAAUCUUAAUGGUGCUGAGCUAUUCGCAAGAUGACCUGUUCAGAAGAAAAUUUAAGAAAACUUUACCCUUUUCUGUUUUUUUAGUUGUGUUAUCAUUUGUUUAUUGUUGUUAACAUUUGGCAACGAUAUUAUUCUGAUGAUCAUUUUUUCCUUGUUUCUUGUCUGGUAGCUGCUUAUGCAGGAAUUUUGUACCAGAAUCAAAUGAAAGAAUUUCCUUGCAAACUUAUUUCUUGUUCUU